Messenger RNA from Labeo rohita (rohu), 4238 nucleotides. RefSeq names its product galanin receptor 1a (gene galr1a). NCBI's taxonomy places the organism in Eukaryota, Metazoa, Chordata, Actinopteri, Cypriniformes, Cyprinidae. The record is from RefSeq and is a predicted model, not a curated record. Bases 322 to 1371 code for a protein of 349 amino acids. Gene Ontology annotation, molecular function: galanin receptor activity. Gene Ontology annotation, cellular component: membrane. Gene Ontology annotation, biological process: positive regulation of cytosolic calcium ion concentration; G protein-coupled receptor signaling pathway; negative regulation of adenylate cyclase activity. The transcript has 3 exons.
UCCACCUAGUGCGAGCUCAAACACAAGAAGAGCUCCUGCAGGUGAAAACAUGAACCUGUAAGCGCCAUCAGUGCGAGAAAGCAACUGGAUUAUCAGAAACUUCAUUUCUGAGAAUUGUUCUUUUUUAUUGUUAUGAAAGUGUGAAAAUACAUAUAUUGUGAUGCGCGUUAAUGAGCACCUUCUACUGAAACCUCGUCGAUGUUGGACUCCACUAAACUUUAAAGGAUUUUUCAGCCAAACCGUCUCUUCUGGAGAAUCAAUAAAUCAAGAAAACUAAGUGCAGAAGGUCUUCAAGAUUUUAUUUUCACGACGAAGCUGAAGAUGAACAUCCAAAUCCAAAACAGCAGUGAUUUAGACAGACCUGAAGGCAACAUAGACUUAGAGGCACCUGAAAAAACCUUAUUUGGCAUCGGCACCGACAACUUCGUCACGCUUCUUAUCUUUGGACUCAUUUUCACUCUAGGGGUCCUUGGAAACUCUCUGGUUAUCACUGUUCUGGCUCAGCGCAAACCUGGACAGCAACGAAGUACCACCAACAUCUUCAUCCUCAACCUCAGCGUGGCAGAUCUGUCCUAUCUGCUCUUCUGCAUCCCUUUUCAGUCAACAGUUUACAUGCUGCCCACAUGGAUCCUGGGUGCCUUUAUUUGCAAGUUCAUCCACUACUUUUUCACCGUGUCUAUGUUGGUGAGCAUCUUCACUUUAUCAGCCAUGUCGGUGGACAGGUAUAUCGCCAUAGUGCACUGCAGAAAGUCCUCAUCCAUUCGAGUUGCGAGGCACGCAUUGAUCGGGGUGCUGGUCAUAUGGGUGCUCUCUUUCGCCAUGGCCACACCGGUCGCCUACUACCAAGGUAUCGUGGAAAGUGAGGACAACAGCACGUUUUGCUGGGAAGUGUGGCCAGAUCACAGCAAGAGGAAAAUCUACGUGGUGUGCACUUUUAUCUUUGGAUACGUGCUGCCGUUGAUUCUGAUAUCGUUCUGUUAUGCCAAGGUCCUGAAUCAUUUGCAUAAAAAGUUAAGAAAUGUGUCCAAAAAGUCUGAGGCGUCAAAAAAGAAGACUGCUCAGACUGUUCUGGUGGUUGUAGUGGUCUUCUGCCUCUCCUGGCUGCCUCAUCACGUGGUGCACCUGUGGGUCGAGUUUGGCUCCUUCCCCCUGAACCAGGCGUCCUUCGUGCUCCGUGUGGCGGCUCAUUGUCUGGCCUACAGCAACUCGUCUGUUAAUCCAGUUAUUUAUGCGUUCCUCUCGGAGAACUUCAGGCAGGCGUACAAGCAGGUGUUCCGUUGUCAGGUGGCUUCUGAGUGCCCUACAAAUGAGGCCAGAGAGAUGAAGAGCAAGACAGAAGCAGCACCAUCCACCAACUGCACCACUGUGUAAUUCCUGCAGCUGUUACCUUCAUCAUAAUGUAUGAUGGCUUACAAAUGCUUACAAAUGAGUUGAGUUUUUAAGCCCGGGAGAAGAAGCUAGUUAGAUAUUGAUUUAAACUGACAGGUAUUUAACAUGGUUAGAUAUUUGAAUCAGUUAUAUGCUUGGAUGGUUGCCUUUUGAAGGGCUUUCAACAUGAUAAAAAAGCAUUUGCUGUGUGCUUACUCAUCAUGAUGCAUUUCCUUAGAGCGCAAUCGAGACCUUACUUAGCACUUGCUGUGAAGCCGUAGUGAUGUAUGGCCUGUAAAUAUGUGCAAUCACAAAAAAAAAAAAAAAAAAAAGAUGAGGGGUAAAGAUGGGGAGUGCAUGGGAUAUGGUUUUUCUUUCCUUCAGGGAAAAUCAUCUGAAAUGUAAUCAAUGUUAUCUUGAUCCAUGUUAUAGACUUUCAAAGUCUAAAUGCUUGUUUAGUAUUAUAAUUCUAUUUUCCUUUCCAUUAUGACAAAUGCUUUUCAUAUAUAUGUACAGUUGAAAUCAGAAGUUUACAUACACCUUGCAGAAUCUGGAAAAAGGUUAAUUAUUUUACCAAAAUAAGAGGUAUGUUAUUUUUUUUAUUUAGUACUGGCCUGAAUAAGAUAUUUCAAAUAAUAGUUGAAUUUAUAAAAAUGACCCUGUUCAAAAGUUUACAUACACUUGAUUCUUAAUACUGUGUUAUUACCUGAAUGAUCCACAGCUUUUUUUUUUUUUUUUUAGUGAUAGUUGUUCUUGAGUCCCUUGCUUGUCCAAACAGUUAAACUGUCCGCUGUUCUUCAGAAAAAUGCUUCAGGUCCCACAAAUUCUUUGGUUUUUCAGCAUUUUUGUGUAUUUGAACCCUUUCCAACAAUGACUGUAUGAUUUUGAGAUCUAUCUUUUCACACUGAGGACAACCCAUGCAACUAUUACAGAAGGUUCAAACACUCACUGAUGCUCCAGGAGGAAAAACAAUGCAUUAAGAGCCGGGGGGGUGAAAACUUUUGGAAUUUGAACAUCAGGGUAAAUUUAAUUUAUUUUGUCUUCUGGGGAACACUUAAGUAUCUUCUGUAGCUUUUAAAGGGCAGUACAAAAUGAAAAAAUAUCAUAUUUAGGUAAAAUAAGAAAAACGCACACAUCCUCAUUCCAUUCGAAAGUUUACACGCCCCAACUCUUAAUGCAUCGUGCUUCAUUCUAAUACAUCAGUGAACGUUUGAACCAUCUGUAAUAUGUGACCCUGGACCACAAAACCAGUCUUAAGUCGCUGGGGUUUAUUUGUAGCAAUAGCAAAAAAUACAUUGUAUGGGUCAAAAUUAUUGAUUUUUCUUUUAUGGUAAAAAUCAUUAGGAAAUUAAGUAAAGAUCAUGUUCCAUUAAGAUACUUUGUAAAAUUCCUACUGUAAAUGUAUGAAAACUUAAUUUUUGAUUAGUCAUGUACAUUGUUAAGAACAUUAUUUAAAGAACUUUAAAGGUGAUUUUCUCAAUAUUUUGAUUUUUUUGCCCCCUCAGAUUUCUGAUUUUUAAAUAGUUGUAUCUCGACCAAAUAUUGUCCUAUCCUAACAAACCAUACAUCAAUGAAAAGCUAUUUAUUCAGCUUUCAUAUGAUGUAGAAAUCUCAUUUUUGAAAAAAAUGACCCUUACGACUGGUUUCGUGAUCCAGGGUCACAUAUAGUCCCUCAGUUGUCCUCCGUGUGAAAAUAUGAAUUUCAAAAUCAUACAGUCAUUGUUGGAAAAGGUUCAAAUACACAGAAAUCAUCGACAUGGGAAGUGUUCUUUCCUUUAGGGAAAAUAAUCUAAAAAAAAAAUCUGCAAUUAUCUUGAGACUUUUAAGUAUACAAAUGCUUGUAUAAUAUUAUAUUUAUUUUCAUUGUGUGUAUAUAUAUAUGAAAGAAAAUCUAAAAAUGCUGGUGUUGAAAAUCUCCCAUAUUUUGUGCAUAACGUAUCAUAUCAGACGCAUCCACCUAAUUUUUUUUUAACAUGGAAGUAAGCGGUUUUCUGUGAAUGUGCCAGACUUUCCAUUUUUUAGCUGCUAUAGGGAAAUAAGGAGAAUAAUUAAAGUGUGUUAAACGGUAAAACUGUUUGCAUUACAAACCACUGUGUUCAUAAUUAAGACAAUAUGGUAAGACACGCUAGUUUGCAAUAUCAAGCUGCAAAACGAUCUGUUUUGAAUAGCUGGAAGCGAAAUGACACUGGAAGCCAGAAACGAUUAGUUUACAAAUGGUCUUACGGCAAAAAUAAGGUGGUAUGUAUCAGGCAUCCUUCAAUAAUUUGGUUUACUGUGUGUAUCAUCACAAAAACAAUUAUGUAUGUACAUACUCAAAAAAAAAAAAAAAAAAAAAAAAAAAAAAAAAACUCUCAUUGGAUUAGAUGACAUAGGAAACCAGUUGAUAUAAAGUUGAGUCUUUAUAUUAAAUCCCCCUGACACCAGCACAAGAUGCCUCUUUCAGCAAACCAACCACUUGAAGUUUAUUAAAUUGACUUUAUUAUUAGGACAAAACUCAUAAGUGUCCUUAACUCUGAUGGAAAUGCAGAAGCUCAAUUUAUAUGCGGUACAUUUAGUGCACAUUGAAGUAAAAAAUCCAAUCAUAAGACACUGCAGUCUCCCAGGGUCACGAAAAGAGGCUAUGUUUAUCUUAUCACUUCAACGAGAGACCUGACGAGAUUACCUUUGUGGCAAAUGUACCUGAAUUACUGAUAAUGGAAUAUAAGAAGGUCACGAGAGGCAGCAGCAGCAGCAGCAGCAUCACGAUCUCUCAACUCUCAGGAGGAGAUUCUAAAUGUGCAAUAUUGCAGUAAAUAUACCUACAGCUGUAUUUGGUUAAUGUUAUUUGAUUUUUUGUGAUGUACAAGUAAAGUCAUGUACUGCAAAGAAGA